UCCCUCUGCCGCUAGUCGGAGCGAGUGGCGGCGAGGAGAUCCUGGCCGCUCCGCCAGCACUUGCCGCAGCUGCCGCCGCUCCCACCCGCGAUCGCAGCCCAGCAGCUGGGAAACGCCCCCCCGCAGACUGGGCGGCGCAGCGUGGGAGGGUUAGCGGUCCCGGAGGAACGAUUCCGAACUUGCAAGGGGACCGCGGCUCUCCCGGGCCUGGAGAGUAUGAACAGGAUUGCUGCUUUACAAUGAUAUGGUGAAACCAAGGGCUGGAACCAAAAAGAUCUUCUCAGCUCUUUAGUUUGAACCACAGUGAAUUGUCUACCAGCAGCCGGCAUGGCUAAAAGUUCAGAGGUCAAACUGGCAAUAUUUGGGAGAGCAGGCGUGGGCAAGUCAGCUCUUGUAGUGAGAUUUCUGACCAAACGGUUCAUCUGGGAAUAUGAUCCCACCCUCGAAUCAACCUACCGACACCAAGCAACCAUUGAUGAUGAAGUUGUCACCAUGGAGAUACUAGAUACUGCUGGCCAGGAAGACACCAUUCAGAGGGAAGGGCACAUGCGAUGGGGGGAAGGCUUUGUGCUGGUCUAUGACGUUACUGACCGAGGAAGUUUUGAGGAAGUGCUGCCACUUAAGAACAUCCUGGAUGAGAUCAAAAAGCCCAAGAAUGUGACUCUCAUCUUGGUUGGAAACAAAGCUGACUUGGACCACUCCAGACAGGUUAGUACAGAAGAAGGGGAGAAGCUGGCCACAGAAUUGGCAUGUGCUUUUUAUGAGUGUUCUGCCUGUACCGGGGAAGGGAACAUCACCGAGAUAUUCUACGAGCUGUGUAGAGAGGUACGUCGCCGGAGGAUGGUCCAGGGCAAGACGAGGCGACGCAGCUCCACCACGCACGUCAAGCAAGCCAUUAACAAGAUGCUCACCAAAAUCAGCAGUUAGGCAGCUCUGUUCUUGUGAAGGCCCUGCUCAGGUGGGUUGGGUAAUUGGAAACACUUUCUUGCCCUUUUUCCCUUUUUCUCCCCCCAAAUAAAAGAAAAUACUCCAUUCCUUGUUCUGACUCUGGGAAACAUCUGGCCUUCCCACUGGUCCCAGCCUCCCAUAUGUUGGGAAGUUACAGAGUGUUUUAAUGCAAUUUCAGUGCUGACAAUCUCUCUUUUGCCUGCUUGAAUAAAAUAUGCUCUAUUGCAGUUUGAACAUGUAAUCACCAGAUUCUGCAAAGGCUGUGUUCAUAUUAAGCUAUUUUUAGGCAUCUUCACCUUGCUUCGAUAGGUGGAAGUCUUUUCAAAGGCAUUUUUAAAUUCCAUUCCUUGUCAAAGUCUACAAAUGAUCACCCUAAAAGUCUAAGAUAAUAGAAAAUAUAGUGAGAACACAGGAAGAGUACCUAAGAUGUUGGACCAGGGAAUAGAGCCUUAGUUUCUAUUUGAAGUGAGGAUUUUUCUGAAUUAUCUUAAAUCAUCUAGUUUUUCUUUAACCCUUGUUUUGUUCUUAAAUUAAAACAUGCUCUCACAAAGUUUUCCAUUGUCAUAGAGAGUUUCAUUUCAAUUUGAGUUGGUUCUCUCCUUGAUCUAUUGAUCAUUGCACCCUAAUUCUUCUUCUGUGGCUCCAACAAGAUUUAAUUAUAACAAAGGCAGCAGGACCCCUCAAUUCAAAUCCUCCUGGACCAUUUUUCACCAAGCCCAGGGCAAUGCAAAGACGAAAGGAAUCUUUUCACCAAGCCCUGACUUUAUUGAAUGCUAAUAGAGGAUUUGGAAUUAGAGGUGUCUGGUUCAUUUCUCUCUCUGCUUAUCAUCUUAGAAGAAAGACAACAUUCAAAGCAACAGGAAAAUUAAGAAUGAGGCUUAACUACCCUUCCGUUGGGGAUCCCAGGCUUUGUGGCAGGCACAGUAAGAAGAAUCAUCCUUUGAUUCAUUAAGUUGGCUACGUGGCUUCUAAUAUUUCAGAUAAAUUAAUUCACUUAGGAGAAUUCAGAAAAGAAUGAGUGAUUAGAGUUCACUAUACCCGAAUAAAUGAGUAUAAAAUAGAUUCUUAUAUUGCGAAAGUACAGUCUAUAACUGAUAAAGCUUUACGUUUCUUUUUUCCCUAUUAUGCCCCCAUAUAUCAAGAUUUGGGCACUUUAUUUUGGAAGAAAAUAUAUAUCUUUUACAUAUGUGUGUAUUUAUAAAUGCAUAGAUAUAUGUAUAAAAAUUUGUAAGAGUUGGAGGCUUUAAUUCACCAAUGCAUUUGGACAACUCAGUGUAACUGACUAUUUUAUGUG
This is a messenger RNA of Balaenoptera acutorostrata (minke whale), 2242 nucleotides long. It is a transcript of the gene RERG, whose product is annotated as RAS like estrogen regulated growth inhibitor. Lineage: Eukaryota; Metazoa; Chordata; Mammalia; Artiodactyla; Balaenopteridae. Bases 328 to 927 code for a protein of 199 amino acids. The transcript is spliced from 5 exons. The record is from RefSeq and is a predicted model, not a curated record. Gene Ontology annotation, molecular function: GTPase activity; GTP binding.